Molecule: messenger RNA, 3165 nt
Organism: Cyclocybe aegerita
Lineage: Eukaryota; Fungi; Basidiomycota; Agaricomycetes; Agaricales; Hemipholiotaceae
Source: the annotation of a GenBank genome assembly
AUGUCCAAAACUCAAGGCAUUAAGGCUAUUGACCGCGCUUCUGUUCAUCGCAUCACUUCGGGACAAGUUGUUAUCGACCUACAGACCGCCGUCAAGGAACUAUUGGAGAAUAGUAUUGAUGCUGGGGCGGCGAAUGUUGAGGUGCGCUUCAAGCAGUAUGGCCUCAAGUCAGUCGAGGUGGUGGACGACGGAAGUGGGAUAUCGGAAGAGGACUAUGACAGUAUAGCUCUUAAACACCAUACCUCCAAAUUGGAGACUUUUACAGACCUCGCUAGCGUGGCUUCAUUCGGGUUUCGUGGCGAGGCCCUUUCCUCACUUUGCGCGUUGAGCGAAGAAGUUACGGUUUGCACCGCGACGGUAUCAACGGCUCCUAUGGGUGUAUCCCUUAUCAUGGAUUCCGGUGGAAAGAUCAAGAAGAGGAGCACGGUAGCAAGGCAGCCAGGCACCACAGUAACAUUGACGAACCUCUUCUCAUCGCUUCCUGUCCGACGGAAAGAGUUUGAGAGGAACCUUAAACGCGAGUUUGGCAAGGCUCUGACGCUGCUUAGUGCCUAUGCCUUGGGCCCAUGUUGUACAGGAUCGGGUGUGCGUUUGAGUGUGAGCAAUCAGCCUGAUAAAGGGCCGAAGGCAAUAUCUCUCAAAACGCAAGGCAGCCCAUCCUCUCGCGCCUCUGUAACAGCACUAUGGGGUCCCAAAUCGUUGGACAACAUCAUUGACAUGGAUAUAAGUUUUGAAGUUGAACGAGACAAGGCAACUCUCAAGCGGCUUCAAAACCAAGACUCCGAGCCGAUUUCAGUGCGCAUCGUGGGUCUCAUAUCGAAGUUUUCUGUUUCCUGCGGCCGCACUGGCACGGAUAGGCAGUUUUUCUAUGUCAACGGACGACCAUGCAAUCUGAACAAAAUUCAAAAAGCUUUCAACGAGGUCUAUCGUUCCUUCAAUGCCACCCAAGCGCCUUUUAUCCUUGCCGACUUCAUCUUGCCGACAGAAUGCUACGAUGUCAACGUCAGCCCUGACAAACGCACCAUCUUGCUACACAGUGAAGGCAACUUGAUUUUGGCUCUCAAGGCAGCUCUCGAGGCCCACUUUGCACCAUCAAGAUCAACCUACGAUCUCGUAGGAGGCACCCAGAAAACCCACACGCAAACCACACUUUCCCAAACCCAGCGAUCGUCGAUCACUCGAAUGACCAGGCAGCAGACGGAGGAGGCUGCCAAUGUCGAGGAGGCACCUAGCGUCGUUGCAGCAGCUAUCCGACGACGUCCAUCCUAUACUUCGUCCCCUCCUCCUUCACCUCCUUCACCUUCAUUCAAUGUCAGUCGCAGUUCCGCCCCAUCAUCGCCCACCCCUUCCAUCACCCAACCCUCCAAAUCCGAUACUUUCAUGGAUUUAGAUGAGCCUCCCGAAGACGACGACCCCGUAGUCCUUGAUCCAUCUCAGUCAAGUUGGGGUAGGCAACUUAGUGUUGCUUCUCGUUCGCAGACGACAACACCAGCUCUAGAACUAAAGCAACAACCACGGGGUCCUGAGGAAAAGGAAGACGCAGAACCUCCGAGAAAGAAACGCAAGUCUGAGCUUGGCUUGGCUAUUGUUGGCAGCCGUCAGGACGAACAGGACGACGAGAAUAAGCAAGAAGAUGUUGAUGAUGUUCAUCGCCCUGUAGUGCCGACACGGCAGGAAAAGAGCCCAACAAUUCAAAUGUUAGGAAGGAGGGAGACAAAAGCCCAGACCCGAACAACGACAGCGACGUCCAGGUUGAAGGGUAAUGGAAGCUCAUCGAAUAAUCUACGUCAACAGCUCCUGAACUUUGCCCGGCCAGGAAGUCAACUUCCUACGAAGCCCACACCUGAAGAGGAUGAAGAUGAAGAUUCAAAGGCCGUUGACGACGAAGAGGAGUGUGCUGAUGAGGAUCAAGAAGCUACGUUUUCUACAAAUAGGGUCGGAGGACUCGACGAAGACGAAGAGGUUGAUCAGCUAGAAGACGAUCCUCCAACGAAUCACGAUGCCGAUAUUACGGGGCCCAUACCCAAGAAACCAUCCCGCACGGUCGCCAACACCUCAGAUCGCCCAUCAUCUCCGCUGCACAGGACCCAAGAUCAUGGGCGAGAUGAUGGCACCGAGGAAGGCGAGGACCCUGUGGAUCUGACAGCGGGCGAGGACGACGACUCGGAGGACCCUUCCUCGGUGCUCAGCCAAGCCCUUGUGAGUUCGUCGUCCACCCCCUCGACGCUUUCGCGGGCCGACAAGAGCAGGGUGGUGAGACCAGAGGUUAUCAGGAGCGACAGGUCGGGUGGAGGCGAUAUCUCGUUGAGGGUCGAUGUGGACAAGAUCAGGCUCGCGUGGACCGAUGGACGGAGGGGCCACGGAGCGGUUUCAAGAUUACUGAAAGAGCCAGGUGUGAAGACAGAUUCUGUCCCACUCGAUGCAGGGAUUGGGAAUGUGGAAAAUGACGAGAAGGCGGUCAGUGCGCUUGCGAGGGUGAUUGAGAAGGAUGAUUUUGCCACCAUGGAUAUCGUUGGGCAGUUCAAUCUUGGUUUUAUUGUUGUUCGACAGAGGAAGUUAGUCGCUGGGGCAGGACAGAUCGACAAGGAGGAAGCGGUGGCUAUGGAUGAUCUAUUCAUCGUUGACCAGCAUGCGGCCGACGAGAAGUAUAAUUUUGAGACGCUGCAGACGACGACGAGGAUCCAAUCACAGAAGCUCUUCAAACCGCAGCAGCUCGAGGUGACAGCAGCCGACGAGAUGCUCGCACUCGAAAAUCUCGAAGUCCUGCGCCAAAAUGGGUUCGAAAUCGACGUCGACGACGAAGACUGUGUCGCUGUCGGGCAAGGAAGUCGGCUGAAACUGACAGCGCAGCCCGUCAGUAAGAGUACCGUGUUCAACAUGAAAGACCUCGAGGAACUCAUCCACCUGAUGCGCGACCGGCCCAGCGGGCAGAUGGUCCGCUGCUCGAAAGCCCGGGCUAUGUUUGCCUCCAGAGCGUGUCGCAAGAGUGUCAUGGUCGGAAUGCCCCUUACCCAAGCACAGAUGACCACCGUGGUACACCAUAUGGGAACGAUGGACCAACCGUGGAACUGUCCCCAUGGCCGACCUACCAUGCGCCACCUGUCUGAUAUCAGGAUAUUCGGCGCAAGGAGGAAGGAGAGUCCCGAUUGGUCAUCUUUUGCUUAA